GCAGGCAGAGGGUGUUUCUCCACUGCCUCUCGGCCAGGGACAGCUGACUGGCUGGGAUCUAAUUGCUCUCAAGUGAGGUCAGCGGGAGGCAUUUAUCUAAGCAGAGUGCACGGCGACAGCGGAAGAUGCACAGAGUCGGCCUGCCAGAAUCAGGCAGAGAUCCAUGGGAACUGACAGAAGCUCCCAGCUCUUGUUUAGUUUUACUGCAUCACUGGACCUGGUUUACCACUGAGGCUUCAGAACUACAGACACUUCAGAUUAAAGCUCCUGCUGGAGGGGAACACACCUCUGGUCAACUGCUGUCAUCCUGCGGAGCUCAUUGAUAUUUUGUGUAACUUUUCCUGAGCUGGAUUAUGACGUCCCUUGUCGGACUAUGGUCUCAAGAGGAUGGAGCAGUCAACGUGCACCGUCACUGAGGACUAAGCACCGUCUCACCGUCCCCCACCGCCUUCCUCUUCAGACCGCCGUCCAGCUUCCCCCGACCACCUUCACAAAGUCUCCCCCACCAUCAUAGUCUCACGCUCCCAGCAGGAGCAGGGGCAGGGGCUCUGCGGAAACAGGGACCCGGAGGUGACAACACCCGGGGUCACCAACCUGGGCUCGCUGGGCUGAGGGACAGUGCACAGAUCUCUAGCACGCAUUUCAGUAUGUUGUUCAUUGAUCCCCACUGCAUUGUAUUAUAAUGCGCAAAUGGAUGCUGACAUGGAACCUUCAAAAUCCGUUCUCGGGACUGUACUUGCAUGCAAUCUUCCUGUUGGGCAGCGUGCGUGUGGUCUACAGUGACUGCACUCCAGAGCAACUUGCUGCCAUCAUGAACUGCUCCAAACAUGAGCGCCACACCAGGAACUACGACUACAUGGAGGGGGGAGAUGUGCGCAUCCGUCAGCUGUUCAGCCGCACACAGUGGUUCCUGAAAAUCGACGACAUGGGCAACAUCACUGGGACUCAAGAUGCCACCGACUGCAACAGUAUCCUGGAGAUCAGGACCGUGUCUGAAGGGGGCGUCCUGGCCAUCAAAGGUGUGAAGAGUCAGCUCUAUAUUUGUAUGACCAAGGCUGGAGUGCUGCAAGGAGAGGAAACCUACAAUGAAAAGUGCAACUUCAAAGAGGUCUUCCUAGAAAACUACUUCAACGCUUACUCCUCGGCCAAGUGGACAAAAAACGGCAAAGAAAUGUUCAUAGCUCUGUCUCAGAAGGGACGGCCGAUGCGGGGGAAGAAGACGAGGAGGAAGCACAUAGCAUCUCACUUCAUCCCCAUGAAAUGCAGGGAGGAAGAGCGGAGGGUGGAAUGACAACAGGACUCAACAGCUUAGGAUUUCCACCACAUAUUAUAUAUGUCAAUAGACACAUGUAAACUCAGUACCGAACAUCACACUCCACUCUCGUCAAGUUGUAUACAAGUUGUGUAGUAUUCCAUGAUGUGUUGUCGUUUUUAGAUGAGAAAAACGACAGAUUGGGUUCAGUGAAGAACGAGGAAAUACGGAAAUAUUUGUAAAGUGCUUAAACCAUGACACAAACUGUAAAAACACUAAAGUCUACUCCACGUUAUUGCUAUUUUCGAGUUAAUUAUUAUAUUUCCUUAAAAAAAUAAAUAAAGCAGUAAUGUAUUUUCUCAUAAAACAGUCAAAUACAUGAGUAUAUAUAUAUAAAGGCACAGUCAGGACUGUAUUCUUUUCUAAGGAUGAUCAGCACCCAGCCAGAUGAGGAGACCCGUCCACACUCAGCUCCAGAGGAGAGGUUUGGCUCGACGUACUGUGGACGUGCUGAAGCAAGCUGGACUUGUCUUUUUUUAAUGGUACUGGUGCUCGGAGCACACAAAACAGAGGCACAAUAAAUACCAUUACAACAACGUGCUGGCCGAGAUGAGAGUUUGCAGGAGCAUCUGUUUGUGGAUGAUCUGUUUCCAUCCCUCUGUCUUUCUUUUGUUAAAAACCAGACUCGUGGUCAAAUGCAUUGUAGCUGCUCACUGACGCCCUCCUUCUUUUUCAAGGUGUGAUUUUGAAAUACUAAAAUAUUCU
Molecule: messenger RNA, 2017 nt
Organism: Pleuronectes platessa (European plaice)
Lineage: Eukaryota; Metazoa; Chordata; Actinopteri; Pleuronectiformes; Pleuronectidae
Gene: fgf7
Product: fibroblast growth factor 7
Exons: 4
Coding region: 683-1291 (202 amino acids)
Biological process (GO): fibroblast growth factor receptor signaling pathway; positive chemotaxis; regulation of cell migration
Cellular component (GO): cytoplasm
Molecular function (GO): type 2 fibroblast growth factor receptor binding; growth factor activity
Source: RefSeq, a predicted model, not a curated record